Messenger RNA from Thermochaetoides thermophila DSM 1495, 2949 nucleotides. Its product is annotated as putative forkhead transcription factor. Gene Ontology annotation, biological process: regulation of transcription by RNA polymerase II. Gene Ontology annotation, molecular function: RNA polymerase II cis-regulatory region sequence-specific DNA binding; DNA-binding transcription factor activity, RNA polymerase II-specific. The record is from RefSeq and is a predicted model, not a curated record. NCBI's taxonomy places the organism in Eukaryota, Fungi, Ascomycota, Sordariomycetes, Sordariales, Chaetomiaceae. Bases 1 to 2949 code for a protein of 982 amino acids. The transcript has 3 exons.
AUGCGCCCGCUGAUUCUUCUAUCCAAACCGCCGCUUCGACAUCGACGUCGUCCGUUCUCGAGCCCGACCAGCCCGACCAGCCCCAUCUUCCCGCGCCAUUACCCCAGUGAGAGCAGUGAGAGCCUCAACUACCUGUUCUUUGUCGCCUUCCCUUCUUCCGUAGUGACCGCAUACCGGCCCGACUUCACCAUCGCGUCGCCAGCCGAGCGCUCGGCCUCCAUGGCCAAGCCACCGCACCUCAUGGCUCAAGAGCCAUUCCAGAUCUACAGCGACGACUUAGGUCAACCAGCUCCCAUGAUCAGCCAGGCGCCCAUGCCCGCGCCAAAAGCAGCGCGGCAGCCUCUCCAGGCCGCCAAUACCAACGUCAUGCUAAGCCCGCCAACACCGAUUACUGCAAAGCAGUUCCCGUCGAAGAUGAACAAUCCUCAGCAUCCGCAACACCAUUCACAGCACCUCGCCCCGCUCAAGCCUGCGCAGCCUAACAAGCUCAACACAGUUCAGAUGGCCCCUCCGACCCAAACCCAACCCUCGACUGACUCGCUCCAGAAGAAGCAGCCAGUCAUGUCACGAUUCAAGACGGUCGCCCAAAAACCACAGCCUGACAUGAACAAUAGUACCAAUAUGCAUGUUAUCGGCAAGGAGAACGCCCAACCCCCAACCAUCUAUUCAGCACCGGCUCAAACUCAGUUCAACCUUCCGCUGGAGACGUAUUUUCCGAAGCCUUCGACCAACACCUCGACGACCAACGCCAACAACAAACGCGCUAUCGUGGAAGCUGCUCCGAUCAAGGACGUUCGUCCUUCGAAGAAGCAAAAGACCGACCCGCAGCCACAGCCUCAGUCGCAGCCGCAGCCGCAGCCGCAGCAGAAACAGCAGCCAGAACACGAGCCUAUUCCUGCUCCCGACGAGUUCCCGCCGAUCAUCGAUGAUGGAACGAAGCCGAAUCACAGCUACGCAACUCUGAUCGGGAUGGCCAUUCUACGGUCGCCGCAGCGUCGACUAACCCUCUCCCAGAUUUACAAAUGGAUUUCGGACACGUUCUCCUAUUACAGCACUUCAGAUACGGGCUGGCAAAACAGUAUUCGGCACAACCUGAGUUUGAAUAAGCAUUUCAUCAAGCAGGAGAGGCCCAAGGAUGAUCCAGGGAAGGGUAAUUACUGGUCGAUCGAGCCCGGCGCUGAGCACAUGUUCAUGAAGGAGAAGCCUGCGAGAAAACCAGCUGCAACGGCUGAGAACAUGCCUGUCAUGUCUACUCGCCUCGAGCCAUCUCAGCCGCAGCCACAGCAACAGCGGCAGCAGCAGCAGCAACAACAACAACAACAACAGAAGCGGCAGCAGAAGUCACAGCAACAAUCGCGUCAGCAGCAGCAGCAGCAGCAGCAGCAGCACCAGCACCAGCACCAGCACCAGCAGAACAGCAGCAGCAGCAGCAGCAACAGCAGCAGAAGCAGCAGCAUCCGCGGCAGCAACAACAACAGCAGAAAGAGCCACAAUCACUUCCUCCGCAGCCUCAACCUCAACCACAACCUCAGCAGCAGGCCCAACCACAGCAUCAGAAUCAACAUCAUCAACAUCCUCAACUGCUUCCCGCCCCCCCCCUCCCGGAGCCUGUUUUGCCCACUCAUCAACCCGUGCAGCAAGAAGCAUUUGGCCACGAUCGACGACGGCGUUGACAGGAGUUUCGAUACCGAUUUGCCGAACGAGCCCGAGCUGUACUCACCGCUGCCGGUUGCGAUCGCCUCGUCGCCACCAAUCCCCAAGCGCCUAGAGCCCUGUCCCAGCGGCACCCCGCCCUCUCAUCAUCAACCGCUGCAGCCUUCAUCCACGGCAAAGCCCCGCUCACACCGUCGUAGGAACACUUCGAUGGACGAUAGCGGUUACAUCUCCUCGCUAGAGUCAUCUGCCAUGCGUCCGUAUCAGCACUCGAAGCUGCUCACGUCGGAAGCUGAUCGGCCAAGAAUCAAGAGGGGACGUGCCGAGGAAGAGAUCGCCCGCCUGCGUGCCUCAUCUUACGAAAGUCCGUCCAAGGGCCGUUCAUACGCUUACGCGCCUACUUCGUCAUCGCCCCUCCGCCAGACUGGAAAUAACAACAAUGGCCAGAUGCUCCCGCCGCUGACGCCGGCUAUGAAGCUAAAGGCACCGCCUAAGCCACCGCCGUCGGUCUCCCCGAGCACCAAUCUGCGCCUGCAUCGCCAAAACAUUCAAUCCAUGGUCGAGUCGCCUUACCGUCGGGUUACCGCAUUGCUGCCAGAGGCCGAUGCCAGCCUGCAAUUGACGCCCGGAUUUGAAGUUGAUAACCUCUGGUUCGAUGUCGACCGUAAGCCAGACGAUAGCGCCAGCCAGUUUGACAUCUUCGACGACGGAGCGACUUUUCAGAAUUUCUUCCAGAUGACACCCACCGUCGCGCCCAACGGCUCCCCGACUAAGAGGUCUGUUAAGAAACGUCUUGAACGGUCUCAGUCGACUGGUGCGUUGACCGGCACUCCUACUCCCUACAACGCGGCAUCGGCUUCGAAUUUCCUCAAGGUGCCUAGUACGGCCAACAGCCUCGCCUUAGAGACUCCGAGCAAGGUCUUUGACGGUUUGCCGUCUUCGCCGAGCAAGCUGUUCUUAGAUUUGCAGUCGCCAACCAAACCCUCAUCUAUGCCGCUGAUCAAUGACGAGAAUCUUGACCCAUGGGUCUCUCUUGGUGGAUUGGAUACCCCCAACUUCCUCGACGCGGAUAACGAUUUCUCAGGUUUCGAUAUGCUUGCUGGGUUUGAGAAGAUUGGCUCAACCACUAGCACCAGCGUGGGUGCUAGCAUGAGCGCCAAUAUUAACCUUGCUUCCGCAAGCGUGCCUACCACUGGUACUGCCAACAUUGGCGGUGCUGCUCCGACGACAGCGUCCCAGCCUAGGGCGACUGGGAGGAAGUCAGGCCUUGGUCGGUCGCUUACAACAACAUUCUAA